Chara braunii is the source of this 3169-nucleotide messenger RNA. Lineage: Eukaryota; Viridiplantae; Streptophyta; Charophyceae; Charales; Characeae. The record is from the annotation of a GenBank genome assembly.
GGAAAACAUGUAGAUAAAGCCCCAUGAGGCAGCCGUACAGGGGAGAUAGAGCGAAGGCGCGCUGUCAUCAACUGCGUCCUCCAAUCCGGACACACCCAGAGGCAGGAAUGGUAAUCUCUCAUUCGAAUCCAGUGGACAGUCCUAAGCAGCAGUCGCCGACUGCAUCUUUUCUCGAUCUUGAGAGGCGCUAUCGUCAACUGCGUCCUCCAACUCGGUCGCGCCGAGAGGCAGGGAUGGUAAUCCCUCAUCAGAAGCCAGCAGACAGUCCUGAGCAGCAGUCGCCGACCUCAGCUUCUGGUGACCUUGCAGGGCGCAGUCGUCGACCACAUCAUCUGACCCAAUUGCACCUGGAGGCUGUAAUGCCUAUCCGUCAUGGGAAUAUAGCAGACAGUCGUGAGCAGCAGUCGCCGGCUGCAUCUUCUUGUGACCGUGAGGCUGGCCUUCAUCCACUCCGUCGUGGAAGCUCAGCAAACGAUCAUCAGGAGAGGAGUGCAUCUCCUGCGGAUGUCGAAAGUCACGAUGAUCUGGUCCGUCAUAGAAAGCCAGCAGACAAUAAUCAGCAGCACACUUCAUCUGCUGCUCACCAUUCUGUGAGUGUCCGUGAGAAUCGGGGAAACAGUCAUCAGCGGCGGGCUGCAUCUCGUACUGAUUUUGAAAAUCGCGAUGAUCUACUCCAUCAUGAAAAACCUUCAGACAGUUAUCCGGGACAGAGUUCAUUUCCUGCCGAUGUCGAAAUUCAUGACGACGAUCUCGUCGGCCUUCAGGGAAAGCCAGCAAACAAUCAGCAGCAGCGCAGCUCAUCUGCUGCUGUCCAUCAUCUGAGCGCGCACGAGAAUCCGGCAAACAGUCGGCAGCGAUGGGCUGCAUCGCGUGCUGAUUUUGAAAGUGACCAUUAUCCGCUCCAUCGUGAAAACCCCACGGACAGUCAUCAGCAAGAGAGUUCAUCUCCUGCAGAUCUUAAAAGCCACCAUGAUGUGGUCGCCCGUGAGAACCUGACAAACAGUCGUCAGUGGCAGGCUGCCUCUCCUGUUGAUGUUGUAAUUCGCCAUAAUGUACACCGUCAUGGAAACCCUGCAAACAGUCAUCUGCAGCAGAGGAGUUGCCAUGAUGUACCCCAUCAUGGAGACCCCGCAAACAGACCUCAGCAGCAGAGGAGUUCACCUCCUGCUGAUGUGGUCAUCCAUGAGAACAUGCCAAAUAGUCAUCAGCCGUGUGCUGCACGUCCUCCCGAUUUCGAAUGCGGUAAAUGUUCAUGUAGGAUAGUUGACUCGGCCGGUGCUUCUGCAAUUGCUGUAUCUGCUGCCGAAUUUGGAAGGCGCAAUGAUCGUGGAUGUAGAAACGGGACCUUCCCUGGCGAUUCUGAAGCGGCUGCAUCUUCUGCUGAUUCUGAAACUCACUUUUAUCCACAUGCUAGCGGAGACUUGGCUGGUGUUUCUCCUAUCGCCGCCCGCUCAUCCCGGAGUAAUGAUAGCCGGCACCGUCGCCUGGAUGCAAGUGGAGAACUGUUAGCUGACUUUGCUACAGGCUGCAAUAUUGAAACCCGGCACCGCUACGUGAACCCUGCGGAGAGCUGUGAGCAGCAGGGGAUGGCAUCUCCUGCUGAUAUUGCAGCCCAUCAUCAUCAGGGAGCACCUCCUCUUCGUAUGAGCAGGGAUGGCUCCUCUUCGAUUCCCCAAGGUGCUGCGUCACCACGCAAUCAUGUGCAACGUGAGCGGCAGGUGUCACAUGUGCUGCAGGCUUAUGAUGUCAGUUGUAAUCCAGUUCCAAGGAGGAGCAGCAGUAAUGGACAACCCUACCGUCCCGAGCGGCACGGCUCUAAUUUGUCACAUUAUGGCACUGCACAUGAAAGUCCGGCUACGACUGUAUUACCUGAUGAUGGUGCGACCUAUCAUGGUCAUCGGUCACAAAGCAGAGACUCUUGUCCUCCAGCACAACAGGGAGGCGUAAGUCGUGAAAUGAUUGUAGCAACAGAGCAGAUUGCUCCAGGCCAAUCGCGGCAGACACAUCUUCGAGACGGUGCUUCGAACAUCGGAAUUCGAUCAGCAUGUAGCAGUCACCAUUUGGCAACAUCCGCGGAUGCAGGGAUGGAAGGCAUACCCGGGAAUACUGUAUGCGCUGCUCGAUUUCAACCUGAAGCUGCGCUUGUGUCAAAGCAUUCAGUGCCGGUGCAGACACGGAGUCAUUAUAAAGAAGACUGCUCGUCAUCCAGUGUCCCAACUCUGGCAGUUGAGCCCCUGUGGCCAACUUCCAUCUACGUCAAUGUCGAGACACGGAAUGUAGGCCGGUCUGCCAGCACUGGCAAAGUAGAUCAGUCUGCGGGCACUGGCAAUGUAGGUCGGUCUGCGGGCACUGGCAAUGUAGGUCGGUCUGCGGGCACUGCUAACGCAGCGACCCGCAGAGGUGGCACGGUGAGGUAUCAGACACUUGUUGUCAUGCGGCAUGGGCAGCGCAUUGAUGACAGCCCGGAGGCCAAGGAGUGGGUUCGGGGCCAUCCGCGGUUGUGGGAUCCUCCUCUUUCCAAAAGUGGACAACAACAGGCAUACGACGCAGGAUUGGCGUUGGCAGACAUGGGCAUAUCAAGAGUUGUUUGCUCACCGUUUCUUCGCUGCAUUCAGACUGCAGGGCGUAUUCUUCAGGCCCUUAAGUCUCGCAGCAGAUGUCCAGAAAGAGUAGGUAGCCGUGGGAUCGAUGCUGUGUCACAACAACGCGCACCCCGUGUCAAAGUUUCUGUUGAUUCUGGUGUAUGUGACGUCUUCAACCCGAGGGUAAUCAAGGAGAGGCCAUCUGAUGAUACCUGGUUUCCGGACCUCAUCACAGACUUACAGAGACUGAUUCCCUUGGAAAACCUUGACUUCCCGGAUCCGUGGGUUAUCGAUCUUCCCAAAUGGCCCGAGUAUGAGGUGGAAGCUCGGCACCGCUUCAUGCUCGCAUACGAGAGGAUAACUGCACAGUACGCUGGUGAAAAUGUACUAGUGGUUAGCCAUGGUGAUGGAGUGAGUGCUUCGAUCACAAAUCUGGCUCAGGUAGUUGUCUAUGAGGUGAAUUUCUGUGGCUACAGUCAUGCAUGGCGCACGGUUGCAGAACGGGGUUUUGGUGAGUGGAAUCUAGUUACAAAGUCUGGAGACUCUGGUGUGUCCUGGAUCGAUUAGAGUAAAGGUUGAAGAUAAGC